UUGAUAGUGAAAGUUGAAACCCCUUGAACUUGAAUUGAAAGGAACUUGUAAUGGAACACAUCUGGAAGUGAUGCUAUUCUACAUUGUGCUGCUGUUUCAUCACCAUUUUCUUCUGGUCAAUUCAGAACACCAAAGAAACUUCUCGCAUACAGGCAUUUCUCAUUCUUUUCUUAUAGACAGGGCAAGAACAAUGGCCAUGACAAGUUCAAGAGAAACUAUAGCAUCAGUUAAUAGGCGAGGUGGUGGAGGUCAUGGAGGUGGUCACGCAAGCAGCAUGGGAAUGCAUGGUGGUGAGAAUGGUGAACACGGCAAUUUGCCACGCCCACUUGGCACAAACCCUGUAUAUGCAGGUGCUGCUGCAGGAUCUGCUCACCAGAGAAACAAUAAUCACCACCAUGGUAAAAGUAAUGGCACAUUAAAUUACGUGUGCUUUUAUCAUUUCCUUCUUUUGUUUCUUUCUAUGGCUAUUGGAAUAUCUCUAUGUACCUAACCUAAGCAUACAUGCAUGUAUGUAGUCGCUUUACGUUGAUUCUGCCGUUAUCCAAUUUAACAACUUUUGUAUACGAUGUUAACAGUAUAGUGUGAUAAAUUGAUACAUGAAAAGUGUGUUU
Glycine soja is the source of this 611-nucleotide messenger RNA. RefSeq lists its product as uncharacterized. Lineage: Eukaryota; Viridiplantae; Streptophyta; Magnoliopsida; Fabales; Fabaceae. The transcript has 2 exons. Bases 71 to 490 code for a protein of 139 amino acids. The record is from RefSeq and is a predicted model, not a curated record.